GGAGGAGGAGCUAUCCGUUUGUUGACAUCGGGUAAAAACGACUAUCAGAUGAGUGAAGACUGAUGAUAAUAACUCAAUUUCUCGCCGUCAUCAAGACAUACAGCCUUGGCGAAAGCUAAGGUAAACCAGUGCCUGGUCCCCUGUACUGCCCUGUCUUUGAUCUGAGCCAGAGAAAAAGAGGCUAACAUGGCAGCCAAAGCAGGAGACAACCCAGACAGCCUCAUGACUCUGGCAACGAUCUUCUGCCUGAGGAACCUUAGGAAGACCAUGUGCUACCAGGGAUUCAGGAACAAGCUCUGUCUGCGCUCGGACAUCUUCCUCCCCAGUGAAAUCUGCGACAAGCUGGUCAACACAUACAUGGAGUUGGUCCACACAGACAGUAACUUUGAACCAGAGGAGAGCUUCUUCCAACUAUUCUCAGACCCUCGCAGCACCAGACUGACCAGAGUACAGCUUAGAGAGGACUUCAUAGGUGACAGAGAUCUGGAGGCCAUAAAAAAACAGGACCUGAUUGAGCUCCACCUCACUUACUGCAACAGUCUGACAUCCCGGAGCUUGAAAACACUGACCUGCUUCCGUGAGACCUUGGUGUCUCUUUGUCUCUUCGGCUGCAGCCACAUCUUCCACAGGAAGCGUGGCGCUCCUCUCGCCUGCAAUGAAGACACCGAGGACGAGGAGGAGGAGAGCCCUGCUUCUAGGCAAGCAUUAGAGACAGAUUUUAACUUUCAGGGGUUCAACCGCCUCAGGUUGCUCAACUUAGGUGGCCUGCCUGACGGGUUGGAUGCUGAGACCCUGCUCAAACCCCUGAAGUCACUCACCUCACUAGAUCUGUCUAACGUACAAUUGCUGGGAACAACUUUUCUCACGCAGUGGAAACACAGACUGGCAUCUCUUGUUCUCUACAAUGUGGACCUGUCAGAGGAGUUGGUCAAUACAGUGGUGGAGAUCGUUAAUCUCAGGCAUCUUGACAUCUCGCGGGAGAGCAGACGGACCUCUAAAUCUAAGAUGACUAGGAAAAUCCUGACGGCCAUCGUACAGCGUCUGGUCAACCUGGUGUCGCUGGACAUCUCAGGCCACAUUAUGCAAGACAACUGCACAGUUCCACACUUUGAAGAAGCCAUGGGACGGCCAAGCAUUGAGCCAUGCAAGAGCAGCAUCUAUCCUUUCCAGGAGUUGAAGAGGCCCCUGCAGUUCCUGGGCUUGUAUGACACCACCCUCUGUAAUGUGACACACAUCCCUGCUUAUAAGGUGACGGGAUCAAAGAACGAAGACCAGGUCCUGAAUGCCAUUGAGGCUUACACAGAGUUCCGCCCUGAGCUGGCCCACAGAGCCAUCAAUCAGCUGUUUGACAUUGCAAGGAUACAACACUGCAGCCAAUUGCUACGAGCUUUGCAACUUGUGAUUGCAGCAUUGAAGUGCCAUAAAUAUGAAAAGAGCGUCCAGGUGACGGGCAGUGCCGCUCUCUUCUACCUGACCAACACAGAGUACCGCAGUGACCAGAGUGUGCGGUUGCGCAGAGAGGUCAUUCAGGUGGUGCUAAAUGGAAUGGAGCAGUACCAGGAGGUCACUGUCCAGAGGAACUGCUGCUUGACUCUGUGUAACUUCAGUAUUCCAGAGGAGCUGGAGUUCCAGUACAGUCGGGUCAACCAGCUGCUGCUGAAAAUCCUGGAACCAGCCAGGCAGGAUGAGUCUAUCCAGAGAAUUGCUGUGCACCUCUGCAAUGCUUUGGUCUGUCAGGUGGACAACCAUCACAAGGAAGCAGUGGGAAAGAUGGGAUUUGUCAAGACAAUGUUGAAUUUAAUACAGAAGAAGCUGCAGGACAGAAUGUGUGACCAGGUGAUGGAGUUUUCCUGGAGCGCUCUGUGGAACAUUACUGAUGAGACGCCCGACAAUUGUCAGAUGUUCCUCAACUGUCGGGGCAUGAGUCUGUUUCUGGAGUGUCUACAGGAGUUUCCAGACAAGCAGGAGCUUCACCGCAACAUGUUGGGACUUUUGGGAAAUGUUGCUGAGGUCAAAGCACUGAGGCCACAGCUGCUCACCCCGCAGUUCAUCACUGUAUUCAGUAACCUGCUGGACAGUAAGGCAGAUGGGAUCGAGGUGUCGUACAAUGCAUGUGGCGUGCUCUCACACAUCAUGUUUGAUGGGCCGGAGGUUUGGUUGAUGGAAGAGCCGCGAAGAGACACGGUGAUGGACAAGAUGUGGGAUGCUAUCCAGAGCUGGGACGUCAGCUCACACCGCAACAUUAACUACAGGUCAUUUGAGCCCAUCCUGCGCCUGCUGCCACAGAGCAUCUCCCCUGUCAGUCAGCACUGGGCCACAUGGGCUCUCUACAACCUGGUGACAGUUUACCCAAGCAAGUAUUGUCCCCUGCUGAUAAAGGAAGGAGGGCUAAGUCUUUUAGAGAAAGUUCUGGAACUGGAAAGUUCACAGCCAGAAACCAAGGACAUGGCCAGCAAAGUAAUGGAGCAGUGUGAAAACUUCAAAGAAGACCCCAUGGAAACAAAUCAUGGACCGGAGGUAAACUAUGGACAGAGAGGUUGACACCACAGGAGCCAUGAUUCUCAGCAAACAUCAAACAAACCAACCUAAGGCCCCUCUUACUGUCAUCACCACAAGGGUCACUUGUGUGCAUUAUUCCUAUCAUACUUAUUAUUUUGUAGAGCAGAAAUGUGUCUCUGACCCUUUUCACAGCAGUUUGGACAAAACCUUAAUAUAUGACACAUAGGACUUAAGAUGUGGUGCAUGGUGUUUUGUUGUGAGGGUGCUUACCUUUGCUACACAUAAGCAUCUCUUCUGUUGGGUUGGGUUUAUGGGGGUGGGUGACUGUUAUCUCUCACUGUGUUUGUGUGCGUGUGUGUGUCAAAGAUUUAACGAAUGAACAAAACAGUUGGAGUGAUGCUGAGUGGAAGGAAACAAAAGCCCUCCCCAGCUCACUAUCAGUAACUGUGUAACAUUGAACAAAAGGCUAAAGGCCGGGUAGUGUCCUGCACCGCCAUCAAAGGUCUCAGCUCUCACACUGCUCUCACACAAUCCCUCGUGCUUGUGGAGGCCACUGAGCUGUCGGCACAGUGAAUAUUAGCCAUUAGGUGUGUAGGCUGCAGAGAAGCAUCACAAUGAUGUUGACAGGAGGGAAGUCUUCCCACGAUUUGUGGCACAAUGAUAGACUUCUUUGUUAUAUAUGUAAAUAUUCUCUGUUUGUCUCAUUCUUUUACUGUGUGUUUGUUUUAUAAUAUAACUGUAAACACUCAUGACUUUACUCUAUAUUUAAAUUCCUUUAGUUUUGACUGACAUAAGGUCAGUGCCAAGAAAUUAUAUACAGAAUACCCAAUCAUUCAAAUGUAGUCUGUCAAUCCUGGAUUCUCUCUGCUUUAAAAGGAUUAUUUAGAGCCAGUUCAACCUCACUUCUGUUUUUAAUGAUCUGGCAUUUUAACCUGAUUCUGUUAAGUCUUCUUACUGGAAGCACUAGUGAGCUUCAACCAUGAGGGAGGUCAAAACACCCAAAGUAAAAACGCUAAAUGGCUCUACACUGUGGACAUAACAGGCAUCAUGCACAAGAAAUGUUCUUCCCAGUUUGGUGUAGAAAAACUGGACUAGCCUGUACAGAGCCCUGACCUCAACCCCACACAGCACCUUUGGGAUGAACUGGAAGGAUGAACCGAAAGAUUUCGGUUUCUAGAAGUAGCUGCACAGCGGGGGUAAAAUCAUUACACUACAUCAAGUCAUCCCGUCCACUAGGUGAAGAUGUCUGCGAUGAGUACAGGCAGCGGCAAACCCAGGGUGAGCCUGAAUGAGAUGGAGGCAGCUGCCUGGAGGAAGAGAGGCUUUGCCUCUUCAGAUACCAAGAUAACUUUACCUUCUGCCGUCUGCUUACAACUGGUGAAUUUACAGCUCACAGCAACUUAAUACGAUACAGUCUCUGGCUUUUGUUUGAUACUUUGGGUUUGCAAAAAUGUUACUCCAUGUUUCCAGUUAGUCGUUAGCGUAGUUAGCACCAUGGAUGUAUUAAGAGACCUGUAUACAGUGAUGAAUGCAGGGCCCCAUUAAUUCCUAUUAGAGUUGCUGGGACAUGCAUGAAGCCAGAAUGGUUCAACUGCGGCAUAUAAAAUUACCAGGAAGAUCCGGGGAUUAUUGGCAGUACUUCCGCACUUUGCGGCCCAUAAAGCAGGUACACCAGAGACUUAAUGCAGCCAAGCACGACAGAGUGUGGCCGGGCAGUGUUCUGUUUACUUGAAUGGGAAUAAGAACUUUCAAUCUUGCAGCUCUUAUGGACUUUUCAAGGCUAGACUUGUUAUUGAAGUAAAUUAAUCAUUAUCAUCAUCAUCGUCAUCUCCCGGGGCUGUGAUGCUCAAAAAUGUGUCCACAGAUAAACAGACAUCUCUUUCACCAUGUAAGUCAAUAGUACAAAGUCUUUUUGGGCUGCAGGGCAUCACAUGACGGACCCUGGAAAUUGCAGUACCAUCCAGAGGCUAAUGCGUGCGUACCAAGGCUAAUGUGCGUGUGCAUAACUUGGCUUGUUUACUAUAUUACAUGAAUCUCGCCAUCAGCCUGAACUUCCCAUGGUUCCCUGUACAAAACUGUGGCAUUUCAGUAAACUGUUGCUUGAUAGUUUAUGGGUGCCUUUGGAAAUACUCACUCCUAGUGCCUUCCCGCACUCUGGCACAAACUAGACCAUUCGUAAAGUCGGAGCACUGUCAGAAUGUACUCUGUUCAGUAUCACAACACUCUUGGAGCAGCAGAGCAUAAUCUGGGCACUCUGUUUUGGGAGACGGUGCAGCAGAGCACCUAGUAAAGGUGAACGCUUGAUUAACUGAAUCGUUAGUUAAUUAGUGUAGAAAUAGAGCAUCCUGAUUUUUCGAACAAAAGCAUUUCAGUGUAGUGUGUCAGAUUGGAUUUACAAAAAC
Epinephelus lanceolatus (giant grouper) is the source of this 4901-nucleotide messenger RNA. The record is from RefSeq and is a predicted model, not a curated record. Lineage: Eukaryota; Metazoa; Chordata; Actinopteri; Perciformes; Serranidae.